Drosophila takahashii is the source of this 1532-nucleotide messenger RNA. RefSeq names its product ADP-ribosylation factor 1 (gene Arf1). NCBI's taxonomy places the organism in Eukaryota, Metazoa, Arthropoda, Insecta, Diptera, Drosophilidae. Gene Ontology annotation, molecular function: GTPase activity; GTP binding. Gene Ontology annotation, biological process: vesicle-mediated transport; intracellular protein transport. The record is from RefSeq and is a predicted model, not a curated record. Gene Ontology annotation, cellular component: plasma membrane; cytoplasm.
UUGCAGUUUUUUCAACGGCAAGUGUAUUCUCGGUCAAGUUUUAUUUUGCUCUGUGAUUUUAGACAUUUCCAAGCAGAAGUUUUUAAAAUUUCCGCUCUAAUCCGUGUGCAUUUGAUUCACGUAGUUGAUUCUCCCAGUCCAAGCACACAAGUCCGCAGUUUGCAUAUUGUGAUCGGUAUUGCAACUCGGAUUUGAACUUGUCAUAAUUCCAGCCAGCAAGCAGCGAGCAGGCCAACCAGAGAUUCGACUUUCCACAAUUCCUACUGAGCAUUCGAAAGACAAACACCAGCCAUGGGAAACGUAUUCGCAAACCUGUUCAAAGGCCUCUUCGGUAAAAAGGAAAUGAGGAUACUGAUGGUCGGUUUGGAUGCCGCUGGUAAAACCACAAUUCUGUACAAACUCAAAUUAGGCGAAAUUGUUACAACGAUACCUACCAUUGGUUUCAAUGUGGAGACUGUAGAAUACAAGAAUAUUAGCUUUACAGUGUGGGAUGUGGGCGGCCAAGACAAAAUUCGUCCCCUGUGGAGGCAUUACUUCCAGAAUACACAAGGUCUUAUCUUCGUUGUGGACAGCAAUGAUCGAGAGCGUAUCGGGGAGGCGAGAGAGGAGUUGAUGCGCAUGCUGGCGGAGGACGAGUUGAGGGAUGCAGUCCUACUAAUCUUCGCCAACAAACAGGAUCUGCCAAAUGCAAUGAACGCGGCCGAAAUCACCGACAAGCUCGGCUUGCACUCACUCAGAAACCGCAACUGGUAUAUCCAGGCGACGUGUGCAACCAGCGGCGAUGGGCUCUACGAGGGACUCGACUGGCUGUCCAACCAAUUGAAGAACGCUAAUCGCUAAUUAAACACACUACAACUAAAGCAACAAUAUGAAUACAACUAACUCUGAUUUCAAGCAAGCCGGAGCAGUAACCAGAACCACAGAAAGAGCGGCUGAAGAACAUCAAACAGACGGUAAAUGGUGGAAAUCGACAUCAGAAGGAAUUAUCACAAAACAGCAGCGGCAACAAAACCAACAACAAGAGCAGCAGAUCUUCGCAUAACUUAAUGGGCUCCUUCUGUCCGUAUUUCCAAACAGCAACUGAAUUUGUUUAUUGAAUUGCAAAAACAUAACCUUUCAAGCAGCAUAUAAAGAACGCUAUAAUUUAAUUUAAAUUCUUAUACAUAAUUAUUGGAUGUUUAAAAGCAAAACGAGUAAAAGAGAACCCCAACCAAUCACAAGAGAAAGGAAAACUAUAGUAUAUGGUAUAAAAAUGUCUUUUUUAAGUUAUUUUUGUCCUCUCCCUCCCCUCAUCAAUAUAUAUUUCUUUUUAAUUUUAUAAAUAUAAAAGUAAUAUUAAUGAGAAAAAAACUGUAAUUGUAAUUGCUCUUUAAAAAUACAACAAAAACCAUUUUAAUUUUUAACCCUUUCGUUUCUUGUUGUCGCUUGGCCAUGCAAAAUCCAUAAAAACUCACGCAUACACAUAAGACCAUAUUUAAAAGGAAAGUACUAUUUAAAAGGUAAUUCGAAAUAAAAUUAAAUAUUAAUGGAAA